Leptonychotes weddellii (Weddell seal) is the source of this 627-nucleotide messenger RNA. It is a transcript of the gene IFNE, whose product is annotated as interferon epsilon. Gene Ontology annotation, molecular function: cytokine receptor binding. Gene Ontology annotation, biological process: defense response. NCBI's taxonomy places the organism in Eukaryota, Metazoa, Chordata, Mammalia, Carnivora, Phocidae. Gene Ontology annotation, cellular component: extracellular region. The record is from RefSeq and is a predicted model, not a curated record.
AUGAUUAACAAGCAUUUCUUUGAAAUUGUGUUGGUGCUGUUGGCCUCUUCUACCCUCUUCUCCGUCGGACUGAAACUGGCUCUCAUCCAACAAAGAGUAAACAGAGAGAGUUUAAGACUCUGGAAUAAAUUGCAAAAAUCAUCAAUUCAGCAGUGUCUACCACACAGGACAAACUUCCUACUUCCCCAGCAGUCUCUGAAUCGUCACUGGGACCAGAGAGGACAGGCACUGGUCAUUCUUCAUGAGAUGCUUCUGCAGAUCUUCAACCUCUUCAGGGCAGAUAUUUCUCUGCAUGGUUGGGAGGAAAGGCACAUGGAGAAUUUCCUCACUGAACUUCAUCAACAGCUGGAAUACCUAGAAGGGCUUAGAGGCCUGGAAGUAGAGCAGAAAAGUGGCAUUCUGAGUGGUGAGAACCCUAGGUUGCAUGUUAAAAUGUACUUCUGGAGGAUCCAUGAUUACCUGGAAAACCAGGAGUACAGCCGCUGUGCCUGGACCAUUGUUCGAGUAGAAAUCAACCGGUGUCUGUUCUUUGCCUUCCAACUGGUAAGAAAGCUAAGAAAACAAGAAAUGGAUUCCUUGAAGAAUGUAGAGCAAGAGCCAACUGCAGGCUUUAAAAGCAUAGGGUAG